Messenger RNA from Pseudozyma hubeiensis SY62, 1629 nucleotides. RefSeq names its product quinate permease. Gene Ontology annotation, cellular component: membrane. The transcript has a single exon. Bases 1 to 1629 code for a protein of 542 amino acids. Gene Ontology annotation, molecular function: carbohydrate:proton symporter activity. The record is from RefSeq and is a predicted model, not a curated record. NCBI's taxonomy places the organism in Eukaryota, Fungi, Basidiomycota, Ustilaginomycetes, Ustilaginales, Ustilaginaceae. Gene Ontology annotation, biological process: carbohydrate transport; transmembrane transport.
AUGGGUAUUCUCAGCAGGGUCGAAGACAGGCCGACGCCCAAGGCCAUCUACAACUGGCGUCUCUGGGCUCUGGCCUAUCUCGCCUCGUUUGCCUCGAUCAUGAUUGGCUAUGAUUCCGCCUUCGUCGGAGGUACGCUUGCGCUGCCUUCAUUCGUCAAGUCAUUCGGCAAGCUCAAUGCCAACGUUUCCGGUAACCUGGUGUCCACCUACCAGGCCGGUGCUUUCUUCGGCUCUUUCCUUGGUCACCCUCUGGGUCACUUCCUCGGCCGCAAGAAGGGUCUCUUCAUCACCGCCCUGGUCUUUAGCAUCGGCGCCGCCAUCAUGUGUGUCGCUUCACCCGCGACGCACCUCACUCCUAUCUUUGUUGGUCGAGCCAUUGCCGGAAUCGCGAUUGGCGCUGCGUCCAACUUGACCCCCAUGUACAUUUCGGAGAUCGCGCCUGCUCCUGCACGUGGUCAGGUGAUCGGCCUCUGGGAGAUCGGAUGGCAGACCGGUGGAAUCGUCGGCUUCUUCAUCAACUACGGUGUCAUCCAGACGGUCCCCUCGAGCGUCAAGCAGUGGCGCAUCCCCUUUGCCGUCCAGCUGAUCCCCGGUGGUAUGUUCCUCAUCGCCUGCCUCUUCCUCGUCGAAUCUCCCCGCUGGCUGCUCUCCAAGGGCCGAACCGAGGAGGCUCGCAAGAAUCUGGCCUACAUUCGCCACCUCCCAGUCGACCACCCUUACUUUGUCGAGGAAUUCAACGAGAUGAGCUAUGCGAUUGAGCAGACCAACAAUGCUGCCGGUGGCAAUGGGUACUGGGCCCCCUUCCGCUACCUCUUUGCUCGCAAGCACCUCGUCAAGCGACUCGCCUUCGGCUCCUCGCUCUUCAUUUUCCAAAACGGCACCGGCAUCAACGCUAUCAACUACUACUCGCCAACUGUAUUCAAGUCGCUCGGCAUCGUCGGAACAUCCACUGGUCUUCUCUCGACAGGUAUCUUCGGUGUCAUCAAGAUGAUCGGAUCCGCGUGCUUCAUCUUGUUCCUCGUCGAAACAGUGGGACGACGACGCCUCUUGAUGAUCUCGUCGAGUGGAGGUGCUCUUGCCAUGUUCUACCUGGCCGGUUACAUCGCCAUCGCUAAGCCUGCCCAGCACAAGAAGGCUAACAUUGACUCCGCUGGCACCUCGGCCCUCGUCUUCUUCUACAUCUGGACCUCCUUCUACUCUUUCGGAUGGAACCCGCUCCCUUGGGUGUACGGCUCGGAAGCCUUCGACAACACCGCACGUCCUGUUGCACAGAUCUUCAUGGCUGCAAGCAACUGGCUCUACAACUUUGUCAUCUCGCAGGCUACGCCGCACAUGUUCAUCAAGAUGGGCUACGGAGUGUACCUCUUCUUCGCCUCGUGCAUGGUCAUCAGCGUCGUUUGGGUCUUCUUCCUCAUGCCUGAAACCAAGGGUAUCCCGGUCGAAGAGAUGGACAACCUUCACGAGAAGCGUCCCAUCCGCCACGCCAACAAGCUCGUCCACGAAGAGCUGCGAAUCAAGGCAGCAGAGCGAAGUGGACAGGCGGUCCUGAACGCCUACCCGUCCGACGACGCUGCCAGCAGUGACGAGGACAAAUCUGGUAUGAACGAAGUCAAGCUCAACACUGCUUGA